AUUUCAGCUUCACGUAAAAUGCUACCUGGCGUUGGCGUAUUUGGAACAGGCGAAAUUGCCAAUGUGCUGGUCCCGCUGCUAAGAGAGAAGGGCUUCGAGGUCCGGGCCAUCUGGGGACGCACCCUGAAGGAGGCCAAGGAGACGGCUGGUGCACAGAAUGUGGCAUUUCACACGAACGUCAUAGACGAAGUGCUGCUGAGGAAAGAUGUCGACUUGGUUUUCAUCGUCUGUCAGCCGUUCCUACACGCCGAGAUCUCGGUGAAGGCGCUGGGCAUUGGCAAGCAUGUGGUGUGCGACAAGCCAGCGGGUCUGCAUCAGAUGGAUGCCAUGAAAAUGGUACGGGCAUCGCAAUAUUAUCCGACGCUCAUAUCGUUGGUGAAUCAUCCGCUGAGGUUUCUGCCCGCAUUCACACAAAUGCGUCGCUGCCUUCAGGAUGAGCUCAUCGGACCGCUGGCGGCCGUCGUGCUCAUGGAUGUGCGAGUGCAGAUGGGCACACUGUUUCCGGAGAAGUACAACUGGAUGUGCGAUGCACAGAUGGGCGGUGGAGCCUUAAAUCUCGUGGGCAGUGUUGUGGACCUGGUCAGCUAUUUGUUGCAACAGCAGGCGGUGCGAGUGCAUGGCGUACUGAGAUCCUACACCAAAACUACUGCUGCCAUCAAUGGCAUACGACAGAUAACAGCGCCGGACUUUUGUAAUUUCCAAAUGGAAUUGUCCAGUGGAACGCUCGUCACAGUGGCCUUGCACAGUCACACAGUGCCCGCCAAGUCGUUCUCCCAAGAGGUGCUCGUUUAUGGCAGCAAAGGACAUCUGGUGGUUCGAGGCGGAGACCUCUUUGUACUCAAGGAGGGACAACCAAAAGAAGAGGCUGUCUAUGUGGAUGUUCAGGAUUUGCAUUUCUCCACCACAAAUUCAUUGCUUCCACGACCCUACAUCAAGGGCUUAUGCAAGAUGGUUGGUGCGCUUAAGGAAGCCUUUGGCAGCAAGGAGUCUAGUUGGAUAAAGGCGCCCGUCUCCACAGCCGCCACCUUUGAGGAUGGACUCUACGUUCAGGCCGUCGUCGAGGCGAUACGAAAGUCAAACGAGACGCGUCAAUGGCAGCGUGUCCAGCUAACGACAGACACGCCCCUCAAUCAUGACCAGAUUAUUAGAUAUGGCUAUGCACGCAUGCCCACCAUGUGAAUCUUCUUCAGAUAUAUAAAUAUCUGCUUUGUUAAGAUUCCAACUCAUUAGCCGAUUCACUAAAAAGCACUUCUCGGCGUCAACCAUAAAUGUAUUUAACUUAUUGUAUUAGCAUUUAAAUUUUGCAUUAAUAACUCACAAUUGUUUAGUGUGUAAGUAAACUUAAAAUUUGUACAAGAACUGGAUACAAGUAUCCAAAAUCUAAAUAUAUAUAUAUAUAUAUUAAAAAUU
Molecule: messenger RNA, 1410 nt
Organism: Drosophila innubila
Lineage: Eukaryota; Metazoa; Arthropoda; Insecta; Diptera; Drosophilidae
Product: glucose-fructose oxidoreductase domain-containing protein 2
Exons: 1
Coding region: 19-1179 (386 amino acids)
Molecular function (GO): nucleotide binding
Source: RefSeq, a predicted model, not a curated record